GUGUAUAGAAUUAGUUCGAUCGGAUACAAAGAACGAUAUAGUGCAGAGAGGAAUGGAGCAUUUGUUGAUUGUUGCAUUUGAGGUUAUUUGAAGUGAUUCAAGCCUUGUAGUCUUAACAAUAAUGGAAAACAAUUUAAUACUUUUUGAUAUUUUACAAUCGUCCGAUAAUGAAGAUCGUUUUCAUAUUACACUUAUGGAACUGCACUGGCUGAACUGACUUUGACCCAGUGCAUGCAGUACAGUGAACUGGGUGAACUAGUCUCUUGCACUGCUAUUAAGAACAUCGACACUAGCGCUAGUUAUGCUACAAAGAACGCUUUAGUGUACACUAGUUCUGCCAGUGCAGCUACCAAGAACAAACCUUGUGUGGAUGAAUGUGGCGAAAAAGAUGGGAAAACAAGACAACGAAAGCACAGUGGAUAAAAAGCUUAAUAGGUGAUAGCAGAGAAUGGGUAGGUUACGAACAUCGCACAACAGACUACUUCCUACGCUAAUUUUCGUUGGGACAUGCGUUUCUUUUGAAGUCGACGGUUCAUAACUUGAGAUACUUUACUAAGAACAAAUUUCGGACUAGAAACAGAAUCCUGACUUUCUGCUAGAUUUGGAGGCUUUGGAGCGGGCAAUCUGGCACUAUGUAGGAUUGGUCUGUUGGCUGAUGCCUAGUUUGGGUAUUGGACAGUGUGUUUGGACUUUAUUGUGAAGCCUUUUGUUUGAAUCAAACAAAAAUAACAAACACUCACAUGAUCUCUUGAUUCCGUCUAAAUCAUUGGUAUACCAAAAGGCAAAUGGUGACGCAUAGGAAACUGAAAAUAGUCUUCAGAGCACUUUUUAAUUGAUGGGGUAAAUUUUGAACGCUGAGAUGUGAAAGUUAAUUAUCCACACACAUAACAACAACUGUCUGCGUUAUUAGAACAUGUUAUAGGAAUAUUUAGAAUGUAACGAACAUAACUUAGUUACAUCAAAAAAAAAUAAUUUUUUUUGAAUGAGGGUAUAUCAAAACAAAUAAAAAUCGUGUGACAAGAACAGUGUUUACCAGUGUUAUAAAUAUUAUCAUGUGGGUUAUUUCUCUUUUUCCGUUACGUUGUGAUUAAUUUUUCGAGUAGAAUGAGUACACAAUAGUUUAUCAAGGAAAUCGUUCUGAAUAAUUAUCGAAAACAGAUUAAAAUAAGUCGAACCUAAGGUAUUGAGAAACCCCAGAACAAAGUUUGCUAAUAUGAAAAAUUAAAGAAGUGGAACAAGUAUUGUUCAAGAAAUGGAAAUUGAUUGGACUGCUGUUACUUUUAUGGCAACACCCUUCAUUGGAGGUGUUUAUGGAGGAAUGGUUACUAAAAGAAAUUUAUUAUGGUAUGCAGAACUAAAAAGACCGCCAUUCACGCCACCAAAUUGGGCUUUCAGUCCUAUUUGGACCACACUGUAUAGUAGUAUGGGUUAUGCUUCCUAUAUAGUUUACAAAGAUGGUGGUGGGUUUAGCGGAACUGCAAAAUGGCCUUUAAUUAUAUACGGCAGCAAUGUUCUGGCAAACUGGACAUGGACAACCAUAUUCUUUGAAAAGAAAAAUAUGAAAAUGGCGUUUUGUGAAUUACAAUUCAUAAAUGCAACGGCUUUAACAAUGAGUUACCUCUUCUACCGAAUUAACCACAAAGCUGGUUUACUAAUUCUACCAUAUAUCGGAUGGUUGGCAGUGUCAACCGCAUUAACAUAUUCGUUCUGGCAAGAAAAUCAAGCCGAUGAAAAAAAAGUAGAGGAUAUGGAAAAAACUACUUCUAAGAAAAACUCGCCUAACUCUGAUAAAUCUCAAAUUCAACUAUAAAUAUUCAUGUCGUACAAAUUAUAUUUUAAAUUUAUUACUAAAAUAAAAAAUUUAAAAUGCG
Diorhabda carinulata is the source of this 1871-nucleotide messenger RNA. Its product is annotated as translocator protein-like. The transcript is spliced from 4 exons. NCBI's taxonomy places the organism in Eukaryota, Metazoa, Arthropoda, Insecta, Coleoptera, Chrysomelidae. Bases 1253 to 1810 code for a protein of 185 amino acids. The record is from RefSeq and is a predicted model, not a curated record. Gene Ontology annotation, cellular component: mitochondrial outer membrane.